Dendroctonus ponderosae (mountain pine beetle) is the source of this 4809-nucleotide messenger RNA. It is a transcript of the gene sl, whose product is annotated as 1-phosphatidylinositol 4,5-bisphosphate phosphodiesterase gamma-1. Gene Ontology annotation, molecular function: protein binding; phosphatidylinositol-4,5-bisphosphate phospholipase C activity; calcium ion binding. The transcript has 20 exons. Bases 635 to 4261 code for a protein of 1208 amino acids. The record is from RefSeq and is a predicted model, not a curated record. Gene Ontology annotation, biological process: phospholipid catabolic process; positive regulation of epithelial cell migration; phosphatidylinositol-mediated signaling. NCBI's taxonomy places the organism in Eukaryota, Metazoa, Arthropoda, Insecta, Coleoptera, Curculionidae.
UAAUGUGUGUUAUUUGUUUAUUUUUAUGUUUAGGUUUUUGCUUUUUCCGACUCUCGUGAAGAGUUUCCGUGGAUUCAUUUAGCAUUUAACCAUGUUCGAAAUAAUGUAAUUGUUGAGCCUUAAAUAUUUUUAUCAUUGUUAUUGUUUAGUUUUGUGUGCGUGCACUUUUCUCGUUUCCUCUUGUGUUCUGCUCAAUACUGCCAGGUGAUUACUCAAUUACGGUUCCUUAUAAAGCCCAAUUUUGCCUUAACAGUUUCCCCGCAAGGCGAAAUAAUCCUCUAUAGUGUUUUAACAAAUCUAACCUCUACUGCCACAACGCAAGACAUAUGGCUGGCAACUCAUCUUUCUUACCAAACAGGAAGAGUCUUUUGAAUUGGAUAUAGAGGCCUUGUUUCGUGGACUCUUCUGAGACAUACGUGCAAAGCGAAAAUAAAGAAUUGUCAUAACCAUCAGCCUUGUAUAUAGGCAUGAAAGUGGGACUGUUUUUACUUGGCAAAACUAGUUAAAACUGCCUUAACUCUGUAACUAAUUCCAAGCACUUAGAAUUCCGGCUAGAUACCGUAAAAGUGAACAUUAAUUACCUUAAACUGGCCUCGGACAGGAAACUCAAGCUUCCUGUGUUUUAGCGCAUAAAAUGUUCCCGCAGUUGCAAAACGGAACAGGUUACAUACCUGAAAUGGAGCAGAUUAUCAGCCAACUAGAGCGGGGCACGUUAGUAACAAAGUUCUCCUGGAGAAAACGGCCUGAAAGUAAAACUCUGGCAAUUAGAAGAGACACCCGACAGAUUAUUUGGACUCGCCCCACAACUUCCAGCUCUAAACCCAGUUAUGAAGGAACAAUAGACCUGCUAGAAAUCAAAGAAGUUCGCCUGGGAAAGAAUUCAAGGGAUUUCGAAAAGUGGCCGGACGAGGCCAAAUUGAAGGAAACCAAAAAGUGCUUUGUUAUUUUCUAUGGAUCUGAAUUUAAGCUUAGAGUGCUAAGCAUAGCAGCUUUAUCAGAAGAAGAGCGGAAACUAUGGGUGAAAGGGCUGAACUAUCUAGUAAAAGACACUAUAACUGCCCCGUACUCGCUACAAGUCCAAAGCUGGUUAAGACGGGAGUUUUACGAAAUGGAAGGAAACAGAGAAUUAGUGAACUUGAAGGACCUGAAGUCCUUCCUCCCAAGAAUAAAUUACAAGCUUUCUACCAGCAAACUGCGAGAACUGUUCAAUGAAGUCGACACGAGAAAACGGGCGGAAAUCGGCUUUGAUGAUUUCGCCGUUUUGUACCAGAAGUUAAUGCUGGAUGAGGGUAGCAUCGUGGACAUAUUUGAUAAAGUGCAGGAAUAUGCCCCUAAUCUGAAACAAUUGUCUUGGCCGGAGCUGCAAAAGUUCUUCAAGUGCGAGCAGCAGGAUCCGAACUCCGCCACCAAAGAGGCAAUUAGAAGCUUUGUAAGCGACUUCCUGAAAGAUCCCUCAAGGGAAGUGGAGGACCCUUGCCUCAAUACCACAGAGUUCAUUGACUAUCUCUUUUCCAAACAAAAUGACCUGUGGGAUUCGGCCAAAGACACAGUCUAUCAAGAUAUGACCCGCCCAUUGAGUCACUAUUGGAUUGCCUCUUCGCACAACACAUAUCUAACAGGCGAUCAGUUUUCAUCGGAAUCAUCAGUAGAAGCAUAUGCGCGAUGUCUUCGCAUGGGUUGUCGCUGCAUAGAGUUGGAUUGUUGGGACGGCCCCGAAUGCACCCCAUACAUUUUCCACGGCCACACUCUGACUACGAAAAUUAAAUUCAUCGAUGUGAUAAAAACAAUCAAGGAUCACGCCUUCAUUACCUCGGAAUAUCCAGUGAUACUGUCAAUUGAGGACAAUUGCUCAUUGCCCCAACAAAGGAAAAUGGCUAAUAAUCUGCAGGAUAUUUUCGGCGACAUGCUUUUGACGCGUCCAUUCGACAAGAACGAGUCGGAAUUGCCUUCGCCCUACAACUUGCGCCGCAAAAUCAUCUUGAAACACAAAAAGUUACCUGAAGGCCAGGAGGAUUUGCCCACUUCAUUCAUCAGAAUGGAAUCCACCGAUAAUAUGGAUUUAAGAAACGCGAUAAAAAGCGGAGAGAUGUUUAUAGAAGAUCCAGUCGACAAAGAGUGGACGCCGCAUUUUUUCGUGUUGAAUGAGGGCAAGCUGUUCUACACCAGCCACUACAAGCUGGACGGGGAAAAUUCUGAAAAGGACGAGGAAGAGGAUGAUAGUUCUUCAUUCGCACGCCCCAACAAAAAUAUCCCAAACGAAGAGUUGCAUUUUAGCGAGAAGUGGUUUCAUGGCAAGUUGACCAAAGGCCGGGAAGAGGCCGAGCAGUUGCUCAAAAUGUAUUCAUAUUUAGGCGACGGGACCUUUCUGGUAAGAGCUAGUGUGACUUUUGUCGGCGAAUAUUCUCUCUCCUUCUGGCGCAGUGGGCAAGUUAAUCACUGCCGGAUCAGAUCCAAGCAGGACAAGCAGCAAACCAAGUACUACCUAAUAGACGGGAAAUAUUUUGAUAGUUUAUACAGUCUGAUCACGCACUACAGAAUAUCUCCAUUGGUAACCACAGAGUUUUCCAUUACGCUACAAGAACCGGUUCCGCAGCCAAACCUUCACGAAACUGAACGGUGGUACCAUCAAAACACCACCAAACAACAAGCCGAAGACGCGCUGAAGAGAAUCAAGACGGAAGGGGCAUUUUUGGUGCGUCCCAGUGAAAAUGACACCAACUGUUACACCAUCAGCUUUAGAGCAGACCGAAAGAUUAAACACUGCCGAAUAAAGCUGGAAGGGCGCUUAUACACGAUCGGAAGCGUCGAGUUCGAAAGCCUAGUGGAAUUGAUCAACUACUACGAAAACCAUGCACUAUAUCGGCGCGUCAAGCUGAGCCAUCCUGUAACCAAAGAAACCAUCAGACAGAUGAUAUUGGAGCAAGAUGAGCCGUCCCCUUACAACCACACGACGCCCUCAUACAUGGACCCUUCGGCCUUCGCCCCCAAGAUAACGGUGAAGGCAAAGUACGAUUAUCGCGGGCAAAGAACCGAUGAGUUGUCGUUUUGUCGUCAUGCCAUCAUCACCAAUGUGACCAAACUGCCGGAUAAUGCGGAUUGGUGGCGAGGGGACUAUGGAGGUGCCAGACAGUUGUAUUUUCCAGCCGCUUAUGUGGAGGAAAUUGAUCGAACUGGGCCGAAUAUGGAUGAUGAUGGGACUGGAGAUUCGGUCAUACAAGGUUCCCUAGAUAUGAAAGGCGCUAUAGUCAAUCUCGUGCAUAACCCCGACCGGCCCGAUUUGGAAUGGAUAAUCAGGAUUAAUUCUUCCACUGCCCUGAUGGCUUUUGAUGUUGCCGUACAAUCCCGCGACAAUGCAAUGGAGUGGUUGACUGCUAUUCGCGACGUGACCCAAAAGGCCACGCAACAAGAGAUCCAGCAUAGGGAAAUGGAACGAGCCUAUCGGAUAGCCAAGGAACUUUCCAACAUAAUCAUUUACUGCAGGUCGAUAUCAUUCAGUAUGGAGAGAGCCCGACAGGGGUUUGUGUUCUACGAAAUGUCGUCGUUUCCCGAAACCAAAGCCGAGAAGCUCAUCUGCCAGAUGGAGCGGGCGUUUUUCUUAAAAUACCAUCAGAUUCAGUUUUCAAGAGUUUACCCCAACGGCCUGCGAAUCGAUUCAUCGAACUACAACCCGAUCAACAUGUGGAAUUGCGGCUCGCAAAUGGUGGCUCUCAAUUACCAAACAGGCGAUAAACCAAUGCAAUUAAAUCAGGCCAAGUUCAGGGAUAACGGCGCUUGCGGCUAUUUGCUAAAGCCUGCAUUUAUGUCAAGGUCGGAUUUCGAUCCUUUCGACAAGAAUUCGUUGAGUGGCGUUGAACCUGUGACAGUGAAAAUACGGAUUAUCGCGGGACGACAUUUAAGCAGGUCGAAGAAGGGCAUUGCAAGUCCAUUUGUCGAAGUAGAACUCAUAGGAGCUUCAUUUGAUUCGGGAAUUAAGCACACGACGAAACGAAUCAUGGAUAAUGGAUUCAGUCCGAAAUGGAGCGAUGAAUGUUGCGAAUUUACCGUCUAUAAUCCAAGUUUUGCGCUGUUGAGAUUUGCGGUGCAAAACGAAGAUGUUUUCGGCGAGCCGAAUUUCAUUGGCCAAGCCACAUACCCACUGACGUGCAUUAGAAGAGGGUAUAGAAGCAUUUGGCUGAAGAACGCCUACAGCGAAGACCUCGAGUUGGCUUCGCUUCUAGUUCACAUUACCAUGCAAAAUCAAAAUGAAGCUUCCGCGAGAUAGUGGAUGAUAAGUCCCUAAUUAAAUAUGGUUUCAAGGUAGACUGUUCCAAGGGUUCAUCCAAGGAAGGCGCAAAGUGAUAGAUAAUAUCCCGGAUGACUGUCCGCGCUGUUUAGCUACUUUCGAUCUAUAUAAUUGGCAUUUAUCCUAGUUUAGCACUUUUUACAAUAUACAGGAUAUUUUUAUUUUGUCAGAAACAUAAGUUUGCAUAUUCUCCGAAAUAAUCUAAUAUUGGUUCUAGUCUCAACAUGAUCAUGAGUCAUUUUCAAGCUACUUUUAAAUUUCCUGAAUCUCCUGUCGAAACACAUUUCGCAAACAUAUCAACACCAUUCAUAUCAAAUUUUCAUCAUUUCAUCUUGGAUAAAAAAAAAUUGCAAGUGAUUAAAAGUACUAAAUCUGAAAAGUAUGGAUUGCGUGGUUUUACCCCCCGAAUAAAUACAACCAUGAAGUAUUUGUGAAAGAAUUCAAUCUCCUAAGCAAGUGUUUAUUGUAUUCUGAAAGAUCUAUUUAGGUAUUGUAUAACGCAUUUAAUAUAUGUUUAGUUAGUACUA